Messenger RNA from Raphanus sativus (radish), 2348 nucleotides. Its product is annotated as AP2-like ethylene-responsive transcription factor AIL6. Gene Ontology annotation, molecular function: DNA binding; DNA-binding transcription factor activity. The coding region runs from base 508 to 2199 and encodes 563 amino acids. The record is from RefSeq and is a predicted model, not a curated record. The transcript is spliced from 9 exons. NCBI's taxonomy places the organism in Eukaryota, Viridiplantae, Streptophyta, Magnoliopsida, Brassicales, Brassicaceae. Gene Ontology annotation, biological process: regulation of DNA-templated transcription.
AAAACAAGAGACAUCUCUCUCUAAAAUCUCCUCCGGUAUUACGCCGGGCGACACAGAAGAAACCGUUCUACUUUUUUACUCUCUCUCCUAUCUCUUUAUACAUGCACAUUCUCUCUCUCUCUACUGCAAAAAUGUAUUAUUAUAUUUUAUGAUUAAAGGAAGACACGAUUUACUUCUCGCCCUUUUAUUUUAUAAGUACACGUCUGAGACGUUCCUGAAAGAGCUUCUGCUUCCAUCUUCAUCCCAGACAACUGUUUACAUGCAUUUGCUUCCUUGAUUGAUCUCUUUAAAGCUUCCAAAACUUUUAUUUCUUACAUGCAAUAGAUAGAUCUUCCGAUAGAAAAAAACAACCUCGUGAUUAUCGUUCUUAUAGUCUUCUUCUCCACAACAAAUGCAGAAGUUCUCUGAAAGCUUUUAGUAUAACGCUUGAUCAGAAUCACAAAAGAAAUUAUAAGAAGAGAAACAAGAAACAAGAGUGAGAGAGAAAGCAAAAGAAAAUUAGUUUUGAUGGCUCCGAUGACUAACUGGUUAACGUUUUCUUUGUCACCAAUGGAGAUGUUGAGGUCAUCAGAUCAGUCUCAGUUUGUGUCCUAUGACGCUUCUUCCGCCGCUUCCUCCUCUCCUUAUCUCCUCGAUAAUUUCUAUGGCUGGACGAACCAAAAGCCUCAAGAGUUUUUCAAAGAAGAAGCUCAGCUAGCAGCUUCGAUGGCGGAAUCAACAAUCUUAACAACGUUCGUGGACCCGCAAACUCAUUCCAUCCCGAAACUAGAAGAUUUUCUCGGUGGUGACUUGCGUUACUCCGACAACAGCCAAAGCGAAACACAGGACUCUUCUUCCCUCUCUCAAAUCUACGAUCCACGUCACCACCUAAACCAAAACCAAAACCAAAACCAAACCGGGUUUUACUCCGAUAAUAACGACUUCAAAACCAUGCCCGGUUUUCAAACCGCCUUCUCGACUAACUCCGGUUCCGAAGUCGACGACUCUGCCUCCAUCGCCCGGACUCAUCUCCCCGGGGAGUAUCUGGGACACGUGGUCGAAUCCUCCGGUCCUGAGCUAGGUUUCCACGGUGGAGCUUUGUCACUUGGAGAUAGCAUUAACAACGCUAAUCAAAGGAGUAAUGAUACUAAUCAGAUCACUGAGCAUCAUCAUUACCAGGUUAAUAAUGAGAGAAUCAACAACAUCAACAGCAGCGAGAAGAGAGAUUCUGAGAAGGAGAAGCCUGUUGUGGCGGUGGAAACAUCAGAUUGUUCUAACAAGAAGGUAGCUGAUACGUUCGGACAAAGGACUUCUAUUUACCGAGGGGUUACAAGACAUAGAUGGACGGGAAGAUACGAAGCUCAUCUAUGGGAUAAUAGCUGUAGGAGAGAAGGUCAAGCCAGGAAAGGACGUCAAGUAUACUUGGGUGGAUAUGACAAAGAAGAUAAAGCAGCUCGAGCUUAUGAUUUAGCAGCUCUUAAAUACUGGAAUGCUGCUGCUACCACCAAUUUCCCUAUUACGAAUUACUCGAAAGAAUUAGAGGAAAUGAAGCACAUGACCAAACUAGAGUUCAUUGCUUCCCUUAGGAGGAAGAGUAGUGGAUUCUCUAGAGGAGCUUCGAUAUACAGAGGUGUGACGAGGCAUCAUCAACAAGGACGUUGGCAAGCAAGGAUAGGCCGUGUUGCCGGCAACAAGGAUCUUUACCUUGGAACCUUUGCAACGGAAGAGGAAGCGGCAGAGGCAUACGACAUAGCAGCGAUCAAAUUCAGAGGAAUAAACGCUGUAACGAACUUCGAGAUGAACCGUUACGACGUUGAAGCCAUCAUGAAGAGUGCGCUUCCCAUUGGUGGUGCAGCAAAACGCCUUAAGCUCUCUUUAGAAGCAUCUGCUUCAGCAGAGCAGAAACCAAUCAUCAGCCAUCAUCAUCAACAACAACUCCACCAUCUUCAGUCCUCACCCAAUAACAGUAGCAUUAACUUCGCUCUUUGUCCUACUAAUUCAGCUGUUGAGUCCCAGAUGGUUCCAUGUGGAAUACCUUUUGACGUAGCUACUCUUUACCAUCAUCAACAGCAGCAACAACAACAGAACUUCUUCCAGCAUUUUCAGGCUUCUGACUCGACCGGAUCGUCUAAUAAUAAUAACUCCAACGUUCAAGGGUCAAUGGGACUUUUGGCGCCAAAUCAGGCUGAGUUCUUCCUCUGGCCUAACCAGUCUUACUAGAAUCAAUCAAUCAUGUCAUGUGAUUUGAUGGAGUCUGUGUUUUUUUUUUCUUUUUUUUUUAAUAGUCUUUCAUGUCAUUUUCAAUAUCUUGAUUCUGGCUAACUCAUAGAGCUGAUUAGAAGGAUAUGAGAAUCUCACUUGCGUGUCUG